AUGAUGCUGCUGGUGGUUUUGACCUCUGCUGUGUCUGGAAAAUCACCAGAGCAGAGAAGCUCUUCAAGAGAUUUCUUGCAUGCACUGCUGAAGUUUGUCUCGCCUUGCGAAUUCACAGUGUCGCUACAGGAAGUGGAGUUCGACUUCGCCUUGGAUGCAGACGCCCAGAUCGACCUUCGGGAAUUGCUGGGGUCUGACUCCUGGCGGCAAUGUCUGGCAGGCAAGAGAAGCCCUUUCCAGAAAAAGUUCAAGGAGAGAGAACAAAACCUCUGCGAUGUCCUCUGUUGCCUUCGCCUUGUCGAAAGACAUCAUGACCUGCUGCGGCAGCUGCUCCUUCGUCUUGCUGCUCGAGUCGAGAUCGCCUUGGACUUCGCUUCUUCGUCUACUUUUAUGCGAGACGAAGAAGUGGACGAGCAGCAAUUGGAGCUGGGCUUGGGUUCCAAGAGCUCCAGAGAUAUGGCCUUGCGGGUGAGGAACGUGAGGUUCCUGCGAGGCCAGAAGACGCCGCUCAAGCUUUCUUCGCGCGAGAAAGCGAGAAUGCGAGCGAUGCGUGCGAAGCUCAAAGGACUCGUGACGAAGAAAGACAGACACAGGGAGAGAGCCCUGUACUGGCAGGCGGCCCGAAGGCAUCUACAUGGCGCAUCUCGCCUUGGAAUGGCCUUCGAUGCCAGUCGCAUUGGUGGCGAGCAAAUCAGACAAUCAAGUGAUGCAACGAACGACAGCGACAUCGUCUUCAAGACCUACAAAGGGCCGCCGGAGCGUGCUGCUGCCUACGACUCCUUGCUCGCCUUGGACCAUUGCCUUCGCAUCAUGCAUGAUGAUUCCGGCUUGGUCUUCUUCUUGGCCUCAGAAGGUCAGGAUGGUCUUGGCCUUCGGGAGAAGCCCAUUCUCGCUGUCACCUCUGACCACGGGUCAGAGCAGGAAGCUGCGCGAUGGUUUCUUCUUUAUGAGCUUGGCCUUCGCGGGCUCUUCUUGUAUGAUGUGAGGCAUCAGCUGCACAGGGAGUUUCAGAACGCCACCAACCUUGCGGGCAUGCAGGCGAAACUGAAGAUGGCACAAGCCAUACUGUCUUACUGCCGAGGACCCUAUGGCGGUGCCAAAUGGUUUCGCCUUCUCCAAGAGGAGGCCUUGGACUUCGCGAGAACAGUUGCAUGCUCCUCGGACGGAGGUGGUCUUGUCCUUCUGAACGCCGUAGCUCCGCGGGUGGCCAGGGAAAAAAAUCUGAGCCUGGAAGAUUGCACCCCGGAGCUUCUGCUGAAGAUGCUUGAGGAUGCUGAUUUUCUGCGGUCCUACACCGGCAGUGGCAAUUUUUCCCGCUGGGACGAGUUUCAUUCGGCCUGGAGGUCACGCAGGGAGGAGUCCGGUCUCCUGCUUUUGCUGAUGCUGUCAUACUGCCUGCGAGCUGGCAUCUUGAAAGUCUCGUCUUCCAACCUCGACUUCGCCGUCGCACUGGCUGAGGCGGCCGCCGCAUCAGCAACGGCCAAGAAUAAGGAAGGCGAGAGCAAGACGAUGAAAGAAGCCAAGGCACAAACCAGUGCAAUGUACACCAGAUGCAAAAACAAGUUUCACGUCGUUUGCAUGCUACUCAUGGACGGCGACCUCAUGACCGCCCUCAACAGUUGGCAUGCCAUCACUUUUCCGCUCUCCAAGCAACUGAACACGCUGCGAAAGGAGGUCCGAGGCAGGGCAGGCUCCUUGCAGAUGUGGCGUAGCUUCGCCGAAGGGGCGUGGAUCCAAGUCUGCGAGGAAAUGUACGACGCCUGCUUCGACACCGACCUCCACUAUCGCCUUGGUCUGUUGCGUCAUGAGGAUUGUGCUCACUCCAUGCUCUACAACAACUUGAGCGAGGAGCACCCCCUGGUCACUCGACAAGACUCCAUCUUCCGGCAGCUAUGCGAGAUGUUCUUCUGCGCCUGCUACCAAAAGUGCCUCAGCAGCAUGCAGUUCUUCGACUUCCCGCACCAGCUCGUCUUGCUCACAGGCACCGGCGACAAAGAGGCCGCCCAAGACAUGUGCGUGCGACUGGAGGAGCAUGCAAAGGCUUUUGAGUGUGCUCAAGGCAUUAGGACGAAGUGGUGCAAGUCCGCAUGCCAAACCUCGCCUAUGCAGCUCCAGCUGGUCAAAGACGUCUUAAAGGAUGUCCGCUUAAACGGUGGCACUGCUUCAGAUGAGCUGCGGACAAUCAUGACUGACGUCUGGAGCAAUUUGGCCUUCACACUCAACGAAGAAGGCUUCCGGGCGCUCAGGGCACACGAGGAAGGGGAGAACCAAAAGCAUGCAAUGCCCGCCAUCGACGGCUGGAGCAAGUUGUCCAAUGACAACGUCCUUGCCAGCUAUGGCUACAAAGAGAUCCUGCCGGAUGAUGCGGAGGUCACCAUCGACCAAGUGCCUUCGACUUUCUUCCACACUCGAAAGCUUGAUCCAUCGACAGAGAAUCUGCGAUCAAUCAUGAACCGCAGAACGUGGCCUUCGCUUUCGCCUGUGCGUGCAGGAGCCAUGGCUGCUGAAUCAGCACUCAUGGUGCGUUUCUACAAGGAGAACCGGCUGCGUGAUCUGGUGAACACAUGGAGAACCAGGUUCCUCCAACGUGGCCUUGUCCUCAAAGACAAGAACAAGCCGGACGAGGUCGUCUUCAGCCUUGGUCCAUGGCCCACCUGUGCCGCGGCCCUCUGCAUUUCCCUGCGCAAAACCACAGCUGCAGACAAGAGUGUGUGGUACUCCCUGCCAAAGCCCUUGAGCCGCGAGCAUCUGCAAUGGAAGUGCGUGGAGAAGUUUGCGGACUGGGAAGUUGUGCAAACCCAGCUCAUCUCGCCCUUGCACGCAGGUCUGCAGAUGAAGGGCAGCGGCGCCAAAAAGAAAAAUGCACUCGUGGUGCCGGAGCUGCCAGGCAUGUGGCGGGAGAAGACCAAAACUCGUCUUGGCCUUCUUAAGUUUUCGGCUUCCAUGGGCUUCUGGGACAUCAGCAACUUCUACAUCAAGUUGCUGCUCCAGGAUGAGUUCGGGGAAGACGCGGAGACCUUGUCUCCGGAGUCCCUCGGGCUCAACCUGGAGGCUGCGGUGCAGCGGGGCAUGGGCUGCACUGCUGCUGAGACUGCCUGCGUUCUAGAGCGGAACAUCCACUGGCGCUGCCCAUCUGCCAACGAGGAGCUGGACAACAUUCUGGCCUCGGACAUUUUGGAGGAUGUCCUGGGGAAAGAGGACCNNCUUAGGAAAGAUGUGGAUGCUGCGCAGAAGUCCAGAAAGGACCAAGCUCUGGAAGCAGCUGUCAUCACUCGUGCGGACAACUUCAACAAGUGCUGGCGGGUGUACCAGAAGCACCACACGUGGAUUGAAUCAGCCGCCCCUUCAAAUUUCAUUUCGCUGUUUGGGAAGCCGGCGACUGUUCAGCUUGCCCGAUUCGAUGCAAGGUCUAAGACUGUAUCUGUUCGGGGAAAGCAGAUGUUGAAGAGCAUCCUGGUCUUGUCAGCGAUCCGCGUGCCCCAGGUGUUCGGUGAGCAACGGUUGGAAGCAGAGAAUGCGAGUGGGACAUGGCUGUCCUUGGUUCGCAACAGCUUCACUUUCACUCGUUCUAUUCGAGGUUACUUGUUCGCCGUGCAUCUGGAGGCCGAGAAGGAAACUCUGGUGCCAUCGCGCAUCAGCAAGCGAUCCUACAAGCGUGCCAUCGCACGGGUUCCUAAUGCAUCGGCCAAGCAGGCUCGUGUCCGAGGUCUGAGCCAUGAUCUUUAUGUGGAGCUUCUAAAAGCCCUGGAGGCAAUGUCAUCCAGUCCCAUCGUCAUGCUAAUCGCUCUGCAGGAGUGUCGGGUUCUUCAUGUUCGAAUCACCACUAAAUGCUGGGCCCUUGACUGUGUCAAUGUUUACCAGCAGACCAUGCAAUGGCAGCGACACCUCAAGGUGUGGACUGCUCUCGAGAGUACCUUAGCGAAGCUUCCAGUUCGGCACACUCUCCUGCUCCUAGGUGACCAUGCCCCCGCUGGAGCCCGAGCUAAAAUAAAUGCGCCAUGGCAACUGGCCACCAUUGACACCAGUGUCAAGGUAGAAUUGCCAGACAGAGCUGGUAUCAAGGUAGACUUGACGAACUCAACAAGCAUGCCAGUCGACAUGAUGUCCGGUCAUGUCAUCACUCCAGCUGAGCAAGCAGCGCUACUCAAACAGCACUAUGAGGUCACCGAAGAGCACCUAGAGCGUGCAUUAUCGUUGAUGCCUACCCACAAGGCAGUGCCGAUUGGUCUCAGCGAGGUCUCUAAUCGAAUGGUCACAAAAGUCCUGCAGGACCGAUUGCGUCCAUACGUAGGAGCACCCUCGACGCUGCCGCCCGAGUGCAAGCACACUGCCAACACGUCAUACACCUUUGCUCUCCGGACCGGUGGACAGUUCGAGAAGCCCGAGCUGGGCUACCACGGCCCAAACAACAUGCCGGCCCUCGAUGAUGCGGGUGUCCCCAGUGAAUUAAAGGACCACCUCCUUGAGUGGUACCGGAAUAUCCACUAUGACUUUACUAUUCAGGACCACACCGAGUCUGUUGCUGCAAGCAGAGGCCUGAAGCAGGGGUGGGUCUCCCAGCAAGUUACGGCAUAUGCAGACGACUUCCAUGCUGCUGCCACGGCUCAUAACCACCAAGAUUUGCAGACUGCCGAGCGAUUCUUCAGUCAGUUCCUCGAUCUUCUUGUCCAAUCGGGUAUGAUCAUUAAUGCCUCGAAAUCUGCAAUACUGUACCGGUUCAAAGGGGGCUUCGCCAAACGAUGGCUCCGACAGCACAUUGUCCGAGCUGCUUCUUGGGCCUUUCUGCGAAAGUACCGGCAACCAUCCAUGGAGCCCAUGGAGCUCUCAGCACAGGAGAAGAACUUCUUCGGUGGGGUGUGUCCAUCGCUCGUGCCUCCAGUGACCAAACGGGAGCGAGAAGAGGACUCGCCAGAGAUGAAGAAGGCCAGGCUGGAGGAAGCCGUUCGCCCGUGGGUAAAGCAGAAUCCACCCAAGGGCAAAGGGAAGGGCAAAGGCAAGGGCAAAGGGAAGGGAAAAGGAGGGCCGACCUCAUGGCGUACUUCCAGCGGGUGGACUCAGACCGAGGAUCACCAGGAUCGUCGGUGGGGAGGAUCCUGGGGACAGGACGUGGAUCUCCAAGAUCUCCAAGUCACGGUGCAGCGCCUGAGUCAGCUGACGCUGCGCCACGAAUAUGCAUUGGGGAACCUUCGCCAGGACACAAGUAUGUGCUUGUUUGUCAAGCCGGGGGCCGAAGGCUUGAUUCCAAUCCUGUUCUCUGCGUCGGAGAAAUGGAAUCGGACUCAAGAGGAGAAUCCACAGCUCAUCGACUCGUCACUCAGGAUUGUGUUGAUGAAGGCUUUCCUCAUCGAACUCUGCAAUCGACUGGCCAAUACUGCCAAAAGCGAGGAGACGAUGCAGGCAGCCAAAGCCAUGGGUUGGUUGACAGAUCAUGGGGAGUGGAAGACCCUCAAGUGGGAUCCAGUCCUGGAGAAACUGCAGGAGGUGCCGGAUGCACCCACCAAGCCGACGGAGCGACUGAUCCUGGAGGCCAACGAACUCCGGAAGACCAUCAAUGCAGAGAAUCUCUACAGAUUCCAGUCGAUCUACGGGCUUCGCAAAGAUCAUCAGACCUCCUGGGUGAAAUUAGCGAUCGAAGUGUCGCUUCGGAAUCAAGGGGAGCAGGUCUGGGACAUUCUGCAGGGGUGGAUCGGCUCGGCGGCUUUGCAUACCAUGGGAUGUCGACUUCGAAAGGAGAGGGGGGGCCUGUCCUACCAG
Symbiodinium necroappetens is the source of this 5754-nucleotide messenger RNA. The record is from the annotation of a GenBank genome assembly. Lineage: Eukaryota; Dinophyceae; Suessiales; Symbiodiniaceae.